AUGUCGUCUGCGUCUGGGAACUCGUCGGCCAACACGCAACGUUUCCUCCGCUCUCAGAAGCUCCGCCAAGCGACUUUUAUUCUCCCGAAAACCGGCCAACGUCUCAAAGGCCUAGUGCAACUACGAAAUCCGCGCUUCGAUUCCAAUAAUAAUCAUGCCGAUGAUGAAGAACGACGAGGACUCCUCUCAGGAGAGAUUCGCCCCUCUCCAAAGAGCUUCAUUCCACGUGUAAAAACAAAGCUUUGGGAUGGUUGUCACUCGUUGCGGCAAUUUGUUUUAUCUGAGCUUGGAAUAGGUGUCCUAAAGUGCAGCCUAGCCUAUUUGCUUGGGUCUCUGGCGACGUUUGUUCCAGUCCUGGCAGCAUUUCUCGGUCGCCAGGAUGGCAAGCAUAUGGUCGCGACCAUAACAGUUUAUUUCCAUCCAGCUAGAUCACAGGGGAGUAUGUUUAAGGCAUUGAUCUGUGCGUUCCUGGCCUUUGUCUAUACGGCCUUCAUUUCAGUCACUAGUAUGUGCGUUGAAAUGUUCUUCCAAGAUACAUUGGACUUGCUCCCACUAGGACACGCGAUAGUUCUUAUUGUUUUCUGUGGGGGUGGAUUGGGGUUUAUUGGAUGGACGAAACAAAGGCUGAGCGAUCCGCUCGUCAAUGUUGCGUGCUCUUUGGCCUCGCUCUCCACGAUUAGUGUCUUAACGAAGGAAGGCGCGGUUCAAGCUGGGGAUCUGUCCUUUGCAAAAAUUUCCCAAGUCUUGAAGAUGGUUGUUAUGGGUGUCGGUGCUACUAUGGCCGUGUCGUUCCUUAUUUUCCCUAUCUCCGCGCGAAAGAAGUUGCGGUCUAACCUCACCAGCGUGACUGAGUCCAUGGCGACAAUGCUAGCUCUUAUUACAGAGAGCUUCUUGAGUGGCUCUGAAGAGGAGCUUCAGGCCACAGAAUUUGUUGAUGCGGCCGCCCGGCAUAAAAAAGCCUACGCCCAGCUUGACUCCCUCGUCAAAGAAGCUAAACUUGAACACUUUUUUGGAGGCACUGAGAAGGAGUACCGCUUGGAGAAAAAUCUUGUUCGCUGGGUACAAGAUAUUACCCAUAAUAUGGGAGGCUUACGCAGUGCUGCUUCAUUACAAUUCCAGCUUCUAAAGCAGACCAAACUUGCUGAGCCGCCACAGGCUCCAAAUAUAGAGACACCAUAUCACAGAAUUGACCCUCGCAGGCCGAUGAGCCCUUGGUCAAUACCCGAGGAUCGGGCUUACCUUGAACCGAUUGACGAGAGACCAGAAGAAGCAGCAUCGGAUCCUGACCUCUUUAGACCAACUCUAAGUCGUAGGCAGACUUCUGAAUCCGAAGCCAGCCUAGCCCUCCUUCCUGCUGAUAUAUUCGCCAUUUUCAUAGACCAUCUGGGGCCUUCUAUGAGGUCCCUCGCUUUUACGCUCAAGGAAAUAUUCAAGGAAAUACCUUUUGCGCCAGAUCGGCACUACAAAGUUUCCAUCGAUAGCAGAUUCCGCACCAGUCUCGACCGUGCUCUUGAACUUUAUAAAACAUCUCGAGAGGAAGCGUUAAAAACGAUAUACCGGCAGAAGGAAAUCUUCAAGAUUAAAACAGUAGAGCUUGAAGCAGACUUGGAAGAGGUUGCCGCUAGUUGUGGGCAUUUUAGCUUCUCGCUGCUAGAAUUUGGCGAACAACUAAAAGACUUACUCGACAUUCUGGAUGAACUACAGCUCGAGUCCGAAGAACAGCCGCAUGGCAAGUCUUGGACCUGGUUAAAGUUUUGGCGCAAAAGCGAGCCUGAGCGGAGGCUAAAAUCAUCCGAUCAAUCGCUGAUUGAUUCAACCCCCUUAAGAGGAGCUGCUGCUCCUCAACCCGUGCAUAUCCGGUCAAACCCUCAGGGUGAUGCCUCUAAACCUGGAAAGCCAUCCGCGAAAGUCAGGCUUGGAUACCAAAUCUGGAAAUCCGUCCGCGUGUUCCGAAGAGAUGAUAUGAAAUUCGCAAUCAAGGUCGGCACUGGCGCAGCCCUAUAUGCCUUGCCUUCCUUCAUCCCAUCAACUCGACCAUUUUACUCACAUUGGCGAGGAGAAUGGGGUCUGUUAUCGUACAUGUUAGUCUGCUCCAUGACAAUCGGAUCGUCUAACACCACCGGAUAUGCACGUUUCCUCGGUACAUGCCUCGGUGCGGUGUGUGCCAUCCUCUCUUGGUAUAUCACUGCCGGUAAUGUGUUUGCUCUCGCAUUUCUGGGCCUGCUCAUGGCCACUUGGACGUCCUACAUCAUAAUAGUUAAACGUCAAGGCCCAAUGGGUCGCUUCAUUAUGCUUACAUACAAUCUCUCCGUCUUAUACGCGUAUUCACUUACCCAACAAGACGGCCAAGAUGACAAGGACGAGGGAGGGGAUAGCCCCGUCAUUACUGAGAUCGCUCUCCAUCGAGUUGUGGCGGUUUUCUCCGGUUGCAUUUGGGGCAUCAUCAUCACAAGGUUUAUAUGGCCCAUUAGCGCACGGAAAAGACUAAAGGAUGGCCUCGCCUUGUUAUGGCUCCGAAUGAGUUUGAUCUGGAAAUCCGGCCCACUGUCUGCAGCACACAGUUUCAAGCAGUCGACUGAAUUCAUGAGCGUUAGGGAUAAGCUUGAGGUUGAGAGGUUUCUAGCGCAUUUGGAGUCUCUUCAGGCCUCUGCGCGUUCCGAGUUUCAGCUCAAGCAAGCGUUUCCAGAUGCUGUCUACACCAAUCUCCUUAGGCGAACGCGGAGCAUGGUGGAUUCGUUUGUUGCUAUGAAUCUGGAGCUAGCCAAGAAUAUGACUUCUUCGAACGGAGAAUUGGCCAUUCUUAACUACACGGGCCCAGAGAGACAACAUCUGUCAUCCCGAAUUAGCCAUCUAUUGUCUUCCAUGGCUUCUUCCAUGAAGUUAGAGUAUCCCCUGAAUGAUAACCUACCCAAUGUUGAGAAUGCGCGAGACCGGCUUCUCGCUCGCCUCUUCCACUAUCGCAAAGACCUGGAAGUUUCUCGGUCUUCGACGGACGAGGAUUACUCGCUGCUUUACGCCUACGUGCUGGUGACGGGGCAGUUGUCGAAGGAGAUUGAGGGGAUAUCAGAGGAAAUCGGACGACUCUUCGGGGUUCUUGAUGAGGAUGCAGUCAAACUAUAUCCAUAG
Molecule: messenger RNA, 3126 nt
Organism: Aspergillus puulaauensis
Lineage: Eukaryota; Fungi; Ascomycota; Eurotiomycetes; Eurotiales; Aspergillaceae
Exons: 6
Coding region: 1-3126 (1041 amino acids)
Source: RefSeq, a predicted model, not a curated record